UUUCAACUACCCACACAUCUCUUCAGGUUAAUCAGGCUUCUUUGGUUUUUUACUCCUAGAAAGCGUGUUCUCAAUCUUCAGUGCCUUUACCCUCAUGGUUAAUUGCGACUUUUGUCGUGUCUUCUUCAAAUUGUGACUUUUCUGCAAGGCCGGCAACGUAUUCACUAUCGUUUAGAUGAAGCAAUGUCUUCAUUCUUCCGAGAUAUGAAAGCCCGGAGACUAAACCCCUCGCGUCUGCCAGGCCCAAAGGUCUCUUUAAACAAGGACAUCCAGGCGUACAUCGAGGAGACUCGACGUGCGGCCGCGGGCGAUACCUGGACGGCGAAGCCAGAGCUUCCCACCACUAAUGAAAUCCUGGGGAUCGACGAAAUCGGCGAUCAUGUCGACUUGGUCGCCAACAAAAUUCAAGGCCCAUGGCCGUCAACUGACAUGUACCUGAAGGCUCAUUAUGACCUUCUCAGAGAAGAUGCAGUUGCUUCGCUAAGGGAUGCAGUGGCUUAUGUGAAAGAAGAUCCACGCAUGAAGGAUUCCAUAAAUGUUUGUAUCUACGAAAAGGUGUACAUCGUUGGGGUUACUUGUGCAGAUGCAGGCGUAGCGAUGAAGCUUACCUUUUCUACUGCUCGUGCUGGAAAGAAUAUCGUAUGGGAGUACUCCCCCAGGCUAACUACAGGCACCAUCGUCGCACUGACGCCGGCGAAUGACAUGUUCAAAUCGAAAUGUAUCGUCGCUGUCGUUGCUGCUAGGCCUCUGGAUGAGUUGAAAAAGACCCCUUCUGAAAUAGAUAUAUUUUAUGCGCGAGCCGAGGAUGCGGAAUUCGACCCUCAGAUGGAGUUUGUUAUGGUCGAAGCUAGGAGCGGCUACUACGAAGCAUCACGGCAUACAUUAACUGCCUUGCAGAAAAUGGCAAGGGAAGGCUUCCCAUUCUCUGAAUAUCUGUGUGAUCUUCAGCCUAAUAUUGAACCUCCGGAAUACAUCAAGUUGAAUCCCUUCGUUGACAUGUCAGCUACCUCAAUCGAUGAAGGCGAUGCAAAAAUAGAUGUUCUUAACAACUGGCCAUCUUCCCCUGAAUCUCUAGACUCGUCUCAAUGGAACGCCUUGCGCCAAAUUCUCACGAAGAGAUUGGCUAUCGUACAAGGUCCACCAGGAACUGGCAAAACUCAUGUCUCUGUCAUUGCAUUGAAGGUGCUACUUUCAACCCUACCUUCCACUGACCCACCAAUCAUUAUCGCAGCGCAGACCAACCACGCGCUGGACCAGUUGCUUCGCCAUGUUGCACAGUUCGAGAUGAAUUAUGUUCGGCUUGGUGGAAGAAGUGCGGAUUUGGAUAUAAAGAAGCGGACUAUAUUCGAGUUAAGGAAAGCUAACCCUGUCCCGACAAUCCCCGGUGGCUUAUUUGGCCCAUCCAAGAAGCGGUUAAAGGAGAUCGCGGAAACUAUCUUUAAGCUAUUCGAGCCAUUUGCUCCAGUCGACUCUAAAUCACCCCUACCGGCAGCGCUGUUGCUCAAACUGAAUAUCAUUACCCAAUCGCAGUAUGACUCUUUAGUAAAAGGAGCUGAGGGAUGGGUUCACGGAGGCGAUCAAGUGGAACCUCUUGCUGCCUGGCUCGGAGAUAGCAAGGUUAAAUUCAAUGUGGUUUACCAACCGAAUAAUUUUGGCUUUGUUGAAGAUGAAAUUGAUCUGGAAUAUGAGCAGCUUAAGGAACUUGAGCUCGAACAAGGCAUCGAUGAGGAGGACGCUGAAAGUUUGAGAGGGCCAUACAUGGCAUUGAUGGAACAGGUUAAAGGAUGCAGCCUUUCCGCAACAGCAGUAGACGCUUUGCGAGCCCGACUUUUAAAGCAAGACGAUCUCUGGAAAGUUUCUCCGCGUGACCGUGGUGGAAUUUACUCGAUAUUCCAAAAGCUUGCGAAGGAAGCCAUCCAAGAAUCUUUCCGAUCCUUAGCGAAGAGAUAUGAAGUGGCUGCUGAGAAUCUCAAAACCGGGAAAUGGGAGUUAAAUUCCACCAUUCUUCAAUCUGCAAGGUUAGUGGGCAUGACGACAACAGGCCUGAGCAAAUAUCGCGCACUUAUUUCAAGCAUAAAGCCCAAGAUAAUCAUGAUUGAAGAGGCUGCUGAGGUGACAGAAGCCCCCAUUGCUGCAGCCUGCAUAAAGUCAUUGGAGCACCUUAUCCUCAUUGGCGAUCAUAAACAGCUCCAGGGCACCUGUGCAGUCAGAGAGCUAGAAGGAGAGCCGUUUUUCUUGCAGGUGUCAUUGUUUGAGCGACUUGUGCAUAAUGGAAUAGAGUUCAAAACGCUGACGAAGCAGCGGCGUAUGGCACCAGAAAUCCGAAGGAUCUUGGCCCCCAUAUAUGAUGAUCUGGAGGACCAUCCGUCCGUGGUAGACAGACACGCCGUUCCUGGAAUGGGUGGAGUUAACUCGUUCUUCUUCUGCCAUGAUUGGCCUGAGUCUUCUGAUAGCUUGCUCUCCAAGUACAAUGAUCGUGAAGCACGCAUGGUUGUCGGAUUUUUCAUCUAUCUCCACCUCAACGGAGUUGAAGUACAGGACAUAACCGUUUUAACCUUUUACAACGGGCAGCGGAAGAAGAUCCUGAAAGCUUUACGAGACAUUCGUUUACUGCAGGGGCAGUAUAUUAAGGUAUCCACGGUUGAUUCAUAUCAAGGAGAGGAAAAUGAAAUUGUACUGCUCUCCUUGGUUCGGAGCAAUGAGAAUAGCGGAAACAUGGGCUUCCUUGCCGUUGAAAACCGAGUGUGCGUUGCUCUAUCGCGGGCAAAGCGGGGGUUCUAUAUUUUUGGGAACGCAGAGUUUCUUGCCGUGUCCAACCCGCUUUGGUGGGAGGUUGUGCAAAUUGUCAAUUGCAGCCCGAGGAGGAUCGGAUAUCACGUUCCGGCGACCUGUGCCAACCACCAGACCAAAAUGUAUAUCGCACAGGCAGAGAAAUGGUCGUUGACUGACGGAGGCUGUUCCUUAAAGUGUGAUCAGAAAUUGAAGUGCGGCCAUGACUGCCCGCUUCGCUGCCACGUCGUAUCACAUUCACAAGUUAAAUGCCAACAGCCCUGCAGCCAACUUCUCCCUUGUGGUCACCCCUGUGUUGAAAUCUGCGAUUUCCCCUGCAAAUGCCAGCACGGCGAAUGCUCUAUCCUAAACGAAGGUUUCCGCGCGGGAGAAAAUGCGCUACCACCUACACCUACCAACGCCCCUCCUAACACCGAGGCACACGCAGACUUCAUCAAGAACUACCAAGACUAUUCGAACGGGGGAGCCAUACAGGACGAUGCACGCCUUGCCUCAAUAGAGCGGAUCAUAAUCGAGCAGGAGAAAAACGACAAGGCACCUCCUCCCCCGCUUGGUAGGAACGUCGUCCCAGGUGUUGACGAACCUUCGCUGCCUAUCUUGAUGGAAAAUGCGGUUCUGCCAGUUCGACAGGCUGGUAAUGCACCGCUGCACCAGAAAUACGUACAGUAUUAUUCACCCGGGUGAAGGUCGUCGAGUAGUGGAGGGUUCGCAAACAGGAAUAAGUCGAGUCGAGUCUUCUUUGAAGAAAUGUGUCGGGGAUCGAACGUGGUAAAACUCAGCCCAUAAGGUGGAUGAAUAGGUCACAUCCGAUAGAACCGUUUUAUGGAUUUAUUGACAUUCAGAGAUGAAUAAUCUAUUUCUACCUUCUUCAUAAGGAGAGCUCUUGAGACGGGUACAUAGCUGGCUAGCUAGGAGUUUCCAUAUGAGCGAUUGUACCCAUUGUUCCCACCCCUUUCCCCCCGUUACUUUCCUCUGCUUCUUUUCUUACUGGCAGUUGGGCGAGGUUAAGCGCAAAUAUUCACCAUACUGUUUUGUGCUGUGCAUGUACAAUAGAAUUGGGUCACCGAACUAGGAACUCGAAGAUGCCCUUGAUUAUGCAGUUCUUCAAUCGAGUGAUAAUAACAAAUUCGUUAACUCUCAUUUGCAGUGUAAUGAUCACUGUUAUAAAAAAUUCCGGGACUUUCAAAAUGGAGGGAGUGAUUCAUGAAUGUCACCUUCUGCCAC
Messenger RNA from Blastomyces gilchristii SLH14081, 4014 nucleotides. Its product is annotated as DEAD box helicase. Gene Ontology annotation, cellular component: nuclear RNA-directed RNA polymerase complex. Lineage: Eukaryota; Fungi; Ascomycota; Eurotiomycetes; Onygenales; Ajellomycetaceae. Bases 184 to 3474 code for a protein of 1096 amino acids. The record is from RefSeq and is a predicted model, not a curated record. Gene Ontology annotation, molecular function: helicase activity. The transcript is spliced from 5 exons. Gene Ontology annotation, biological process: regulatory ncRNA-mediated heterochromatin formation.